Messenger RNA from Oikopleura dioica, 783 nucleotides. The record is from the annotation of a GenBank genome assembly. Lineage: Eukaryota; Metazoa; Chordata; Appendicularia; Copelata; Oikopleuridae.
AUGGUCAAUCUUUUCUACGACACCUCGAUAAACAUAAAUGAAGAAGUCAACCUUGACGUCCAGCAAGAAGAAGAAGAGCCAGUAAGAAUGUUUUUCGCAGCGGAAACUGGAUGCCUUUUUGAAAACGAAACUUCCCAGCACAUCAAUUUUAGUAAAAACAUAACGAAUUUUUGCUAUCCGGAUUGCACCGAGCUGUAUUUCUACGAAACUAUCAAUGAGCUCCUUUUUGAUAGGAUUUUUACAGAGUUACUUUCUAUCGGACCUUAUGGGCCUUACAGAUAUGACAAAGAAAUAGCAAAUUUUUUCAAAGCUCAAUUCGACGAUAGCAUCAUCACAACUAUUCCUGGAAGAGAAUGUCGUAACUCAAAGUGGGGAAUGGCAUUUCGCAAUGGAGAGUUUCCCGAAAAUGAAAAAUCACCCGGCAUCCCAAAUGAAAUAAGCAUUUUCGCAAAAGAAACUUCAGCAGAUUAUCCUCUUGCGAAUAUUACUUUCAAUGUAACGGAGACUCAUAAAUUUCACGAGUUUGAACGGGCGACGACAAACUACUCACUUGGAAUGGAUUCAGAAUAUGAUCUCAAACUCUGUCGACUCAAUCAAGUUUUGGGCAUUUUCUACAAUUUUCUGUAUCCAACAUAUGAAAAUCUGGGAGUUAUUAGCUGUCCACCAACUUCUGUUCUUUGUGGAAAUUCUUAUGUGCUCGAAUUUCGAAGAGAAUGCAAUGAUUUCAUGGACGAGAUAUACAAUAUUCCAGUUGAUUCUACUGUUUUAAAUGUUUCAGAAUAA